AUGUCAGGACUCGUGAAGCAGAAGCUGAGCGUACCCAGGAAGCUUUGUCAUGAUCGGGGCUAUCUGGUGACUCAGGAUGAGUUGGAUCAGACCCUGGAGGAGUUCAAGGCCCAGUUUGGGGACAAGCCUAGUGAAGGGAGGCCGAGGCGCACUGACCUGACAGUGCUGGUGGCUCAUAAUGAUGAUCCUACUGAUCAGAUGUUUGUUUUCUUCCCAGAGGAGCCCAAGGUUGGAAUAAAGACAAUCAAGAUGUACUGUCAGAGGAUGCAGGAGGAGAACAUCACCAGAGCGUUGAUUGUGGUACAGCAAGGCAUGACUCCCUCAGCAAAGCAGUCCCUGGUAGAUAUGGCUCCCAAAUAUAUCCUGGAGCAGUUUCUGCAGCAAGAGCUCUUGAUCAACAUCACAGAACAUGAGUUGGUUCCAGAGCACGUGGUCAUGACAAAGGAAGAAGUAACUGAGCUACUAGCCCGAUAUAAGCUGAGAGAGAACCAGCUCCCACGCAUACAGGCUGGGGAUCCAGUGGCCAGGUACUUUGGAAUAAAGCGAGGUCAGGUAGUCAAGAUCAUAAGACCUAGUGAGACUGCAGGCCGCUACAUCACCUACAGAUUGGUGCAGUAAUUCAGAGCUGUCAGGUGUGGAAGAGAAUUCUGUGACAUCUCCUGAUCUUCCCCUGCACCACCGAUUUACAGACACUCUGGGAUGUCUGCCAUGUUUUAUAAAUGGCUGAGAAAAUUCUUUCUGCGUUGCCUCUGUGCAUUCAUGUUACCUGGCCUGUAACUCCUCGUUUUCCAGUAUGGAUUUUGUUGUAACUCCUUAUUCUCCUAUGAGGGCUCAUGCCAUGAAACUAACCUGAAGCAACUGAAGUGUGCAGGGAGGAAGUGAGUGGAAAGAAGGCCUUUGCUUUCCUAUUUUAUAGGGCUUUAUUUCUAAUAAAGGUUUGUACUGUUAUUCUUCAUCACUA
Molecule: messenger RNA, 961 nt
Organism: Struthio camelus australis
Lineage: Eukaryota; Metazoa; Chordata; Aves; Struthioniformes; Struthionidae
Source: RefSeq, a predicted model, not a curated record